CCGUUUUUUACGUCGUCUGAAUCCAAGCAGCAACUCACUCGGAAAUUGGAGUUCAGUCAGCGCGAGCACUGCAUUAACGGCUGCUUCAUCGAGACACUUCUUUGAUAACCGGCUGUAAAAAAAAACAUCCUCCAGAAACCGACACCAUGGGCGUGGAAGGCUGCACGAAAUGCAUCAAAUACAUGCUCUUCUUCUUCAAUUUCAUCUUCUGGCUGGCCGGUUGUGUCAUCUUGGGGGUUUCUCUCUGGCUUCGUCAUGACAAUAAAACAAGCAGUCUUCUGGAACUGAAUUAUGAAGGCGCAGAACCACCCAGCACUUUCUACAUCAGUGUCUACAUCUUGAUUGCUGUUGGUGCUGUGAUGAUGUUUGUUGGAUUCCUUGGUUGCUAUGGAGCCAUACAGGAAUCCCAGUGUCUUCUCGGAACAUUCUUUGCCUGCCUGGUAAUUCUGUUUGCCUGUGAGGUUGCUGCUGGAAUCUGGGGAUUCAUGCACAAAGACAAGAUCUCCAAAGAGCUGAUCUCUUUCUAUGACUCUGUGCAUGACAGUGGCGUUUCGAUAGUAGAUAGUGACAAAAGGCAGGCUGCUGUUGCUGUCUUGAAGGUCUUUCACGAGACUCUUAACUGCUGCGGCAAAGGAACAUUUCUUUCAAGUGCUCAAACGUGGCUUACAGAGACCUGUCCUAAAAAAAGUUCGGACAUAUUAAGCAUUCCCUCGAACUGUCACACCCAGAUUGCAGAGCUUUUCUCUAAGAAGAUCUAUUUGAUUGGCAGCGCCGCUUUUGGUUGUUGCCGUUAUCAUGAUCUUUGAGAUGAUCUUCAGCAUGGUGCUUUGCUGUGGCAUCAGGAACAGCCCUGUUUACUGAAACAAAAGGGCAAGAUAUUACCUUUAAAACAUCAGCCAAAAAAAUGUUUUUUUUUAUAUUUACCAUCUCCUAUUUUGUUUUGUAUCUACCAUUGUUUCCUAAUGUAGUCACCCUGUCCAGUUCCUAAAGUCUCAGAAUUUUUUCGUUCAAAUGUUGCAGUGGAACCGCCAACAACUAGUCCGCUAUUGUUUACGCUAUAGUUGGAAAAGACUAGCUGUGAUCUGUAGCUAUAGCAGCAGGCUUACAAAAACGCAGUACAUUAUCACAUGAAGAAUCAAUACAUUUAUUUGCUUGUAGUUUUUUUUUGUGUUAAGUACUGCUAUUGCUAUCGGUUAAUGCCAUUCUUUACUUAUGUACAUGUAUAAACUGUAUAUAUUUGCAGCCCUGUAUGGCUCUUAAGCAUGAAUCUCGUAUUGAACACUCCUGUCCACCUUUCACUCUGAGACUGCUGUUUGUACGUUCAUGUUUCUUCCUGAGAAACCACUAAAUAAACAGUGUUAGCUAGAUGAGAGCGCGAGUCAGAAUAGAGUGCUUAUUGGAAGUGAGAGUAAAAAAGAUUAAUAAGGUUAAAGACGCAUGUUCACUUCAUCUUCCGCGUCCCCCUCCUUCUAGCGCAUUCGAAAUACACUUCACAGGACCGCGCGCUACGUAGUGAACCUUCGUUUUCUAGGCUUCACGCAGACAGAUGCACUGAUAUCAGCGGACUUGCGUGACAUGGCCUGUUGUCCAAAUGUGUAUACUAUUCAUCCUACAUUUUAUGCGAUAUUAGUCAUUUUCAAUACUUUUUUAAGGCAGAUAGGGUGGAUUGUAUGCACAUUGGGACACAGGAUCGGAGUGGAGUUCGGACAAGGAAAGUAUACUUCCGGUUUAAAAUUAUUCAAGUUGAUGAGCACUGCGUUACUUCGUGCAUUAUAUGCCGUUCAAGCUCGGGUCGGUUUAAAGCUUACUAUAUACCGGGUUCUGUGGCUCAACGGGUUAAUGUCGGUCUUGUGGCAUGAUGUUGUUUGCAACAUUUCGAUUCUUUAAAAAAAACUGCAACGAUAUGGGUUACAAUGAAUGCAAUGAGGUCCAUUCCGUUAACUUUUUCUUUACAACUUCACAAUUUUUUUGGCGUAAGGUUAGAACUUAAAAUGAUUGGAUUGCCUUCACAGUUCAAAAAAUAUUUACGUUUUAACUGGUGCGUUUAAUGUAAGCGCGCGUACAAAACGACACGUUUCGCUUUUAAACAGUUGCAUCGUUCGCUCUCGUUUGAAUUGCCUCCCCGUAGUAUUGUUUUGUGUGUAUGUGUGCAUUUUAUUAGUGAGUCGAAAUUAGUUUUUAGCAACAUUGCGUCACAAAUGCUAUCGGUUGAGUUUAACUUGUGAAUUAUAUUGAACCUGGGAUGUUUGCGUAAUGGCAGAAAAGGCACUGAUCUAUGAUCAUCGUGUUUAAGUGUGAGAUCACAUAGAGAGCUGAUCCUGAAUCUGCACUCUUGCUGUGGAAAGCUGUAAACCUAGAGCUCUUAAUGCUCUCUUAAUACACCGCAAUGUAUUUUUCUGGAUGGAGGUCAUAUAAGUAGGGCCCAAAUGUAGAUUCACUGCCCUAGUCACUGAUGUUCUGGCUCUCUUCACAGUGAUCAAAGCCAUAGAGAGGAUUCAUACAUACCUACUAGCCUUAUUAAUGAAACACCCGAUCCCUUAAUCACUUAGAUAGCAAAUCCAGAUCGAUUCCUAAAGGAACUGUCUGUGUUAUGAUAUCACUCGACUGGAAAAUCCAAGUUUGUGAUUGUAUGUUCAUUUGUGAUAUCUGUUGACAGUGAGUUUGGAAGGACAGGCUUGGUUGGUUUACAGGAUUGACGAGCUCUUGACUCUUCACUGCCACCUCUAUCGCAGAUAUAGUUGCUGUAAUAUUUUGUCACUUUCACUAGGUGGCGCUCCAGCAGUAUUCACUUUGAAAACCGACGACUACACCCUUACUAUGCUUGCGUACAUGUCUGUCGCGCACUUCUUCUUCUAAACCGCACUAAUACGAAGCGCCCCUUAUCCCUGAUGCAUAAAUACCAUCAGAUUUGUGAUUUACCAAAUGCAUUAUACAACCCUGUCUUGUUAACACAUAAUGCCUAUGCUGAUAUGCUUAGAAAGUGUCUUGUAAUAUGUACAGCUAUAUAGUAUACUAAUUACCAUGUAAAGACAAUGUAUGCCUUUGAUUGUGAUAGCUUUUUUUUCUGGUACUUGUCAAAAAUGGUUUCGUUUGAAGCAUGUGAGAAUUUUGGGGGGUCCUGACAAGUCGAGCAUGAUCUUCUAACUAUUAAAUAUUACGAAGGAGAAACAGUUGUUUAUGAAAUGAACUGUUGAAGUUGUAACGCAUCAGCAUAUUUGAACAUGAGCAAAUUAUAAUGUCGAAAGGAUCUCAUACUCAUAUCUGAUACCCAAAUUGACAAACUGUAACUCAAGCUGUCUUUACCCUGACGCACCAAUUAUAGAUUUUGGUCUGGUUUUGUUGCCCCAGUAUUUAGGAAUUAAAUGUAUUUUACAAAUAA
Puntigrus tetrazona (Sumatra barb) is the source of this 3379-nucleotide messenger RNA. RefSeq names its product CD81 protein-like. The transcript has 8 exons. The record is from RefSeq and is a predicted model, not a curated record. NCBI's taxonomy places the organism in Eukaryota, Metazoa, Chordata, Actinopteri, Cypriniformes, Cyprinidae. Gene Ontology annotation, cellular component: membrane. Bases 147 to 806 code for a protein of 219 amino acids.